AGCUGUCCCCUCCCGCUCACCGCACAUCAGCCAAUCGCAUCUCACAGCUUUUUUCCCGGCUCCUCCCACUCACUCUCACUAUGGCUACAGCUACCGCCCCAUCCCUUUUAGUGCUGUGACUGACGCACCGAGAAGCCAAUCAGGCGGCUGAUAAUACUCCGGACGUCUUGUAGAUAGUGGCAGCUGCAUCACAAAGGUCAUCACUAGAGUAAUCAACUGUAGCUACUAUCAGUGUCCUCAUAUGUGCUGCGGCCAUUUUCCUGUAGUCUCUUAUACGUGAUAGGUUGUCAGAGCCUCAAGGAGUGACGUAGAAGAGGGGGCGGAGUUAGGGAGUCCUCAACCGCCAUUUUGGAGAUCUUCAUUAAAACAGAUAAUUACGUGGUGCGGAUCCAGAGACUUUGAGGAUGGACAUGGACCGGAGUCACACAAAUGAGAGGAUAUUACAUCUCACCCUGGAGAUCGUCCACCUGCUGACUGGGGAGGGUUACACAGUAGUGAAGAAGACAUUCCUUGACCAUCUGACAACCAUUAGCUGUGCCUCCAUCACGGUGCCUCCACCUCAGUCACAGAUACAUGAGAGGGACGAUGACCAGAAGAUCCUGGAACUCACCAACAAGAUCAUUCAGCAGCCAUCUGGAGAGGAGGGGGAGUAUAUAGAGGAACACAGGGGUCUGUACAAGGACGUGAUGAUGGAGAAUCACCGGCCCCUCACAUCACUGGAUGGACCCAGUAACAGAGAUACCCCAGAGAGAUGUCCCCGUCCUCUGUAUUCCCAGGAUUGUACAGAGGAGAAUCACAGGAUCCCACAGAAGGAUCAGGAUGAAUUUCUGACUGAUAAUAAUGCAGAAUAUAUAGUGGGAGAAGAAGAGACGUAUUUUACUGAUAAUAUGGCAAAACAUACAGAAGAAGAAGAAGAAGAGUCGUAUGUGACUGAUAUGAAAGAAGAAUUUAUAGAGGGAGAAGAAAAGACGUAUUUUACUGAUAACAUGGCAAAACAUACAGAAGAAGAAGGAGAAGAAGAAGAGACGUAUGUGAGGGGGGAUCAGCAGUGUAAGGAGGAGCAAAUACCUACAGCCAUCAGCACAGCAGAUGGACAGAGGGGCAGGAAUACCUCGGAGGGACAUCUAACUUUGUUUCCAGAUUUUAAAUUAGAAGAGAAGAACAUCACACGAGAUUCUUCAGGAGAAAACCUUUUUACCUCAAUUUUACAUCCAGUACCUCAUAGUGCAGAUAUAUCAUCUGAUCCCUCUAACCAUGAGGAGUGUAACAUUAAUUCAGAUGUUGGUGCACAUAGUGCAGCUCCUACAGAUGCUACAGUAUUUCCCUCUUCUGAAUUUGUUAAAUCCUGUAAUAAUCAGUCAGUUUUUGUUAGACAGGAGAAUCGCACAAGUAAGAAACAAUUUUCAUGCUCUGAGUGUGGGAAAUGUUUCAAAUAUAGAGCAAAUUUUGUUGAACAUCAGAGAAGUCACACACGUGAGAAGCCAUUUCCAUGCUCAGAAUGUGGGAAAUGUUUUACAAAGAAAUCAUCUCUUAUUAUGCAUCACAGACUUCACAAAGGUGAGAAGCCAUUUCCAUGCUCUGAGUGUGGGAAAUAUUUCAAAUAUAGAGCAAAUUUUGUUGAACAUCAGAGAAGUCACACAGGUGAGAAGCCAUUUCCAUGCUCAGAAUGUGGGAAAUGUUUUACAAAGAAAUCAUCUCUUAUUAUGCAUCACAGACUUCACACAGGUGAGAAGCCAUUUCUAUGCUCUGAGUGUGGGAAAUGUUUCACACAGAAAUCAGCCCUUGUUGUACAUCAGAAAAGUCACACAGGUGAGAAGCUGUUUCCAUGUUCUGAGUGUGGGAAAUGUCUUGCACACAAAUCAACUCUUCUUGCACAUCUGAGAAUUCAUACAGGUGAGAAGCCAUUUUCAUGCCCUACAUGCGGGAAAUGUUUUACAAAGAAAUGCAAAAUUGUUGAGCAUCAGAAAUGUCACACAGGUGAGAAGCCAUUUCAAUGCUCUGAGUGUGGGAAAUGUUAUAUGCGAAAAUCCGCUCUUGUUGUACAUCAGAAAAGUCACAGAAAAGUCACACAAGAUGAAAACCAUAUCGGUGAUCUGACUGACAUGAAAGAGUUUUGCAACAAUCUACCUAUUGUAAAAGUCAUUGAUAGACCCGGAUCCCGGCCUCCAGACGCCCGGCAGCUGCACCAGAGGACCUUGCUGCUGCAGCUCCUAUCCGCUGCAGCCACACCAACCAGCUUACAGGAAUGCCGCAUGGACCAGAUCCGGAGAAUUGCUGAGUCACUGAAGAUGGACAAGGACCGGAGUCACAUGACCGACAGGAUACUAAACCUAACUCUGGAGAUCAUCUACGUGCUGACUGGGGAGGAUUAUACAGUAGUGAAGAAGAUAUCCAGUGACCAUUUGACACCCAUCGGCUGUGACUCCAUCACUGUGCCUCCAACUCACUCACUGAUAAAUGAGAGACAAAAUGACCAAAUGAUCCUGGAACUCACCAACAAGAUCAUUCAGUUGCCAACUGGAGAGGAGGGGGAGUAUAUAGAGGAACACAGGGGUCUGUACAAGGAUGUGAUGAUGAAGAAUCACCGGCCCCUCACAUCACUGGAUGGACCCAGUAACAGAGAUACCCCAGAGAGAUGUCCCCGUCCUCUGUAUUCCCAGGAUUGUACAGAGGAGAAUCACAGGAUCCCACAGGAGGAUCAGGGUGAAGAUCUGACUGAUAAUAAGGCAGAAGAUAUAAAGAGAGAAGAAGAGACGUAUGUGACAGUUAAUAUUGCAGAAGAUACAGAGGAAGAAGAGACGUAUGUGACUGAUAUAAAGGCAGAAGAUGUAGAGAGAGAAGAAGAGAUGUAUGUGAGAGGUGAUCAGUUGUGUAAGGAGGAGGAAAUUCCUACAGAUAUCAGCACAGCAGAUGGACAGAGAGGCAGGAAUACCUCGGAGAGACAUCUAACUAUGUUUCCAGAUUUGAAAUUAGAAGAGAGCAUCUCAUGGUAUUCUGGAGGAGAAUACUCCAUUACCCCAAUUAUACAUCCAGUGCCUCACAGUGCCGAUAUAUCAUCUGUUCCCGCUAACCAUGAGGAGUGUAACAUUAAUUCAGAUGUUGCUACACAUAGUACAGCUCCUACAGAUUCUACAGUCUUUCCCUCUUCUGAAUUUGUUAAAUCCUGUAAUAAUCAGUCAGUCUUUGUUACACAGGAGAAUCGCACAAGUAAGACACAAUUUUCAUGCUCUGAGUGUGGGAAAUGUUUUAAAUAUAAAGCAAAUUUUAUUGAACAUCAGAGAAGUCACACAGGCGAGAAGCCAUUUCCAUGCUCUGAAUGUGGGAAAUGUUUUACACAGAAGUCGAAUCUUGUUACACAUCUAAAAAAUCACAGAGAUAAGAGACCAUUUUCAUGCUCUGCGUGUGGGAAAUGUUUUACAUAUAAAUCACGUCUUGUCAUACAUAAGAGAAGUCACACAGGUGAGAAGCCAUUUUCAUGUUCUGUGUGUGGAAAAUGUUUUACAUAUAAAUCAUUUCUUGUCAUACAUGAAAGAAGUCACACUGGUGAGAAGCCAUUUCCAUGUUCUGAGUGUAGGAAAUGUUUUAAAAAGAAAUCAGGUCUUGUUAGACAUCAGAUAACUCACACAGGUGAGAGGCCAUUUCCAUGUUCUGAGUGUGGGAAAUGUUUUACACAGAAAUCAGAUCUUGCUGCACAUCAGAGACGUCACACAGGUGAAAGGCCAUUUCCAUGCUCUGAGUGUGGGAAAUGUUUUACACAGAAAUCCGAUCUUGUGAUACAUCAGAGAAGGCACACAGGUGAGAAGCCAUUUUUAUGCUCUGAGUGUGGGAGAUGUUUUAAACAGAAAUCAUAUCUUGUUAAUCAUCGGAGAACUCACACAGGUGAGAGACCAUUUCCAUGUGCUGAGUGUGGGAAAUGUUUUACACGUAAAUCAGCUCUUGUUAGACAUCAGAGAAAUCACUCAGGAGAGAGACCAUUUCCAUGCUCUGAGUGUGGGAAAUGUUUUACACAUAGAUCUGAUCUGGUUAGACAUCAGAAAAUUCACACAAAAUGAAAACAAUAUCAAUGAGCUCACCGAUAUGAAAGAGGAUUGCAGCAAUCUAUAUAUUAUGAAAAGCAUUGAUAUUAAAAUUUGCAAUUCAAGUACGGAGUGUAUUCUCAAAGGUAUAUUUUCCUCACCUAUUCAUUAUAGAGGACAAUUAAAAAUUCAAGUCGUUGCCAUACACAGACAUAGGUGAAAUUUUCGCCAUCGACGUAAGACUGGAACAGAAUGUACAUGUAUGGAUGUUAUUGCAAUCUACUUAUUCUGUUAGAUGUCGGUAUCUGUUAUAUCUCUUCACAACAUUUUGGCCAAAGCCAAGGAAUUAAUUUGUUUUGACUGUGGUCUUAUUUGCAGCAAGUAAAGAAGAUUUAAUAAGUUGGGACAGGGGUACAACCAGCUCCAAUCGAGGGACUCAAGCUCCUCCUCUUCAUAUGCAACCUGUCCUACCGACACCAGUUUUUGGUGCCUAAGUUUUUUUUUUGUGACAAGUAAAGCUAGUGUUCUGAGUUGUACUCCAGCUUGUUAAGAAUUUGGGAGAUUUUUACGUUUUAUUCUUUCCUCUUUGGCUAAUAGGGGGUGAGUGGGUGAGUUCUUUCCCUCCAUUUUUCUAUGGAGCCUUUAGCUGAUCAAUUAUGUUCUUUUCAAGCCCAGAACUUUAGUAUACCGUAGUUGCGGCAUGCCAGUUUAGUCAGACAGCCAAACAGGCCCCAGACCAACACACCGAUAUUAGACAUCGUGAGAAGGUAGCCCAUCAGGAGAAGCCCUUGGUAAAAGCUCAUCUGUUAUGUUUCAUGGACAAGUGGUUAGAAAACACUUCAGAGACUUGGUAAGAGAUAUUUACAUAGGUUUAUAUUAUAGAUCUUCUACCAGUUCACUUGAUCCAAGAAAGUGUCUGGCUUUACAAGAGGCAAUUUAGAAGUUUCAGCAGGAAUUGUCCCAGUACCUGCCGGCAGAGAGAUGUGAUAUUUUAUUGAAACCUUUUCCUUGGUCAGAAGCCAGACGGGUCUUUUGGGCCACUGCAUUCAGAGUCUUUACCAAGGUGAUGGAGGCCUUGCUAAGGUUUAAUAAAAGUAGUUACUCCAGAGAUUCUGUUAGAUCGUGUCAGAUUAACAGAACGAAGAGUUGGUUUCCCAUGGUUGGGUAAUAUAUUGUUUAAAAUUAAAUAAUCAAGUCUAGUUCUGGAUUUUCCUGGGCAAACUGUUCAAAAUCAGACUUAUGAGGGUUUUUCCUUCUGGAAGCAAGAUUCCCUUCCUACAAAAAAUGGUAACAUAGCUCCUGAAAUAGAGACGUGUUGGUACUUUAUUGCAUAAAGGCAUUGGGCAAGAUGGUCUUCACUUAUCAGGCAAAUCAUUUUGCCCAAUUUCACUCUCAGAGGUUACAGAUAAAGAUUUGAUGCAGAUGAUACAGGUCCCAUCUUCAUCUGUAAUAUGUAUUUCAUUCUGUUCACUGUUGUAGCAACCUAACAGGUCAUUCUUUUGUAAUGUCAGAAUGACAUUACAUGUUUCAGGGCAGGUGGUUUCUCGAAGAGUCCUUACUCCAUAUCCAUGUUCUGAAACUUUAGGCUGGUCUUCAGUGCCCGAAAUUCCCUUUACAUAGACCAGUUCCUCAAGUCUACAUAAAGGGUCAGACAGUCUCAGUUAAUUUAGACAUUGCUAUUAUAAUAGCAUAUUUGAACCAUCAGGGGAUACCAAGAUUGCCCAGACCACAGAGACAUCAAGGAUCUUCCUAUGAGUGGAGAGGAAUGUGCGGUCUCUCGCCGCUUUGUAUUUUCCCGAGGUGAGCAUUGGGCAAUGGACUAUCUCAGCAGACAGAACCAACAUUUGGGGGAAUGAUCACUCCAUCCAGAUGUUUUCCAACAGAUAGUGGACAAAUGGGUUCAACCAGAUAUUAAUAUGAUAGUGUCCACAUUGAACUUCAAAGUAAGACAUUACUGUACCAGGAUAAGAGAUCCAGGGUUGGUAUUAGUUGUGGUAGUGAUGGUCUUUUAGGAUUAUCCCCUCAUUUACCAUGCUGCAGAAGGUCAUGGAAAAGGUAAAGGGUACGUCAUUCUUGUUGCUUUAGACUGGCCAUAAAGGGUCUGGGAAUUUGGAUCUGCUGUGCAGGUGGCAGGCUCUUGCAUUGCCUGGUCCCUUAAUCCAGGGGAGAUUCCUACAAUCAGCAUUACCGCAUCUAGCUUGGUUAUUCAGAUCCAAAAUGUAUUCAGAUAAGUUGAAAAAGACCACAAUGAAUGUUAGGUGGCCUGCAUCAGCCAAAAGGUAUCACAGAGUGUGGAAAUCUUAUGUGGCCUGGUGUGAAUGGAUGAAGGUCCCCACUUUGACCUUCACGUUGGCACAACUGUUCAUGUUUUACAGGAGGGUCUUGAUGCAGCGUAAAGGUGGGGUUAUCUGAAAGUUCAGUCAUGUCAGUGUUUUGUUUUUUUAAUCAGUAAAAAACUAGUAACAAUUCCAGAGUUCUAGACUUUUGCAAAGCUUUCCCCAUUUUCAAGGCCAGUACUCAACCUCUGUUCAAAGGCAUUUUUUAAAUAUGGCCGUCCAAGGAAAAAGUUUGGAUGCUCCUGUUAUAGACCAUGCUUUUUUCACUGGUGGACUUGUGUAAUUCAAACAAAUGAUAAGAACUAUUUAGAUUUUCAGUCAAUGAGAAAGUUUCCGUUGUGGGGUAUAUAUAUGUGAUAAGUAAUGGUAGCUUUUGUAAAGUGAAUGUGAAACUAGAGACAUUUAUACACAUCGCAUUGCUGUAGUUUAGGAAUCAUAGUUUAGAAUACUCCACUAACAAAUGACUCCGUAGUCAGCACGUCCUCUUCUUUUUAUAUUAUAAGAGCUCCUAUGGUUUAGAACGGUGAGUUCUAGCUGUUGGUCCGUUCCCAAGUGCAUCUUUCUUUUCCCUUUUGUUGUACGUUACCCGUGGUCAUCCUUGGAAAACUCUGAAGGUGAAGAUGUUGAUCUGUGCAAUAGUGUUACCAAGGAGCAGCAGAGAGAGGAAAGUGAUAGAGUGAGGUGAAGCUGGUGGGGUUAACGGCAAAAAUCUAAAAAAGUGUUAAUAAGAUGUUUUGUGCAGAAUUAUGUUAUCAUUGUGUUGUGCUACUAGGUUUCUCCUGUUAUGUUGAUGCUUCCCCACCUAUUAUACUAUAAUGUUACGACUACAACGGUGCCAGAUCUUGUGAACUUUUUAGUUAUGUGGGACACGAACAUAAAUGUUUUUGUAUUUUAUUCGGUGAAACCUUUCUAUUAUGCCGUACAAUGACCUUUAAUGUGAUCAGCUUACUAUGAAUAAAAUAAUUUAUACAACGUA
Messenger RNA from Pseudophryne corroboree (corroboree frog), 7328 nucleotides. Its product is annotated as zinc finger protein 16-like. NCBI's taxonomy places the organism in Eukaryota, Metazoa, Chordata, Amphibia, Anura, Myobatrachidae. Gene Ontology annotation, molecular function: DNA-binding transcription factor activity; RNA polymerase II cis-regulatory region sequence-specific DNA binding. The transcript has 15 exons. Gene Ontology annotation, biological process: regulation of transcription by RNA polymerase II. The record is from RefSeq and is a predicted model, not a curated record. Bases 405 to 4052 code for a protein of 1215 amino acids.